AUGUCGGAGACCAUCCCGGACGCUCCCAUUGACAACAGGCCAGACGAGGUGAAGGCUGAUCUUGAGUAUGGCCGCUUGACGCUGAAGGACCAUUUAUUUGUGCUGAAGCACCCUGUGGGCGAGCCGCUCCCGACCCCUAUUGACGACGAGCCUCCGUUGGUGAUCCACUUGGCGACGUUUGUCAGCUAUUUGAUCUUGAUUUUGAUUGGCCACAUCCGUGACUUCUUUGGCAAGAUCUUCAAGCCCGAAGACUACGAGGAUUUGGUGGAGAAGGACGGGUAUGCGCCUUGGUACGAUGGCUUUGAGAACUUCUAUGUGCGCCGAUUGAAGUUGAGAAUCGACGACUGUUUUGCCAGGCCCAUCCACGGUGCUCCUGGCCGCUAUGUAAAGUGCUUCGAGCGGGUGAGAAAGGGCAAGAAGUUCAUCUACACGGGCGAAUCCAGAGAGUGCUUGAACUUGUCUUCAUACAACUACUUGGGUUUUGCUCAGUCCAAGGGUGUGUGCACCGACUACGCCAAUGACAUCUUGCAGAAGUACGGUGCUUCUUCGUGUGGUCCUAGAAACGCCAUUGGCACAACUGACUUGCACCGCGAGUGUGAGCUGGUCAUUGCUGAGUUUGUCGGUAAGGAAGAUGCCAUUGUCGUCUCGCAGGGUUACGGCACCAACGCCAGCUUGUUUGCGUCUUUGGUGGACUCGUCGUGUCUUGUCAUCAGUGAUUCGCUUAACCAUGCCUCCAUCAGAUUUGGUAUUCGUAUCUCUGGCGCCUCUGUCAAGGUUUUUGAGCACAACAACAUGGAGGACUUGGAGAAGUUGAUCAGAAAUCAGAUUGCCCAGGGUCAACCUCGUACUCACAGACCGUGGAAGAAGAUUAUCAUUGCAGUUGAAGGUCUUUAUUCCAUGGAGGGCAACAUGGUGAACUUGCCCCGCGUGAUCGAAUUGAAGAACAAGUAUAAGUGCUACCUCUUUGUUGAUGAGGCCCACUCCAUCGGUGCUCUUGGUCCCCAUGGAAGAGGUGUGUGUGAUUACUUCUCCGUGUCUCCCUCCCAAGUUGAUCUUUUGAUGGGUACCUUAACAAAGUCUUUUGGUGCCACUGGUGGCUACGUUGCUGCUGACAAGUGGAUUAUCGACAAGAUGAGAUUGACUUACUUCAACAACUCGUUUGGAGAAGGCGUUCCUCCUCCAGUGUUGGGCCAAAUCAUCUCCUCUUUGCAAGUGAUUAACGGUACAUUGAGCCCCGGCGAGGGUGAAGAGCGUUUGAGAAGAAUCGCAUUUAACUCGCGUUAUUUAAGACUUGGGUUGAAGAAGCUCGGAUUUAUCGUUUACGGCGCUGACGACUCCCCAGUGAUUCCAUUGUUGUUGUACUUGCCAGCCAAGAUGCCUGCUCUUUCAAGAAUGCUUUACAAUGAGAAGAUCGCUGUUGUCGUUGUGGGCUACCCUGCCACCCCUAUCGCAACGGCCAGAGCUAGGUUGUGCGUCAGUUCGGCGUUAACCAAAGAGGAUUUGGACUAUGUGUUGGAGAAGUUCAGCGAGGUUGGUGAUUUGUUGCAAUUGAAAUACAGCAGUGGUAUCGCUGGUGGUUCUCGUGAACCAGGCGUGGCUCCCCGCAUGAGUAUUAAAGAGGUUCUUGAUACAAACGUGGAAGAUAGCAAGCUUCCCAAGUUGUUCUAG
Molecule: messenger RNA, 1668 nt
Organism: Candidozyma auris
Lineage: Eukaryota; Fungi; Ascomycota; Pichiomycetes; Serinales; Metschnikowiaceae
Gene: LCB2
Product: serine C-palmitoyltransferase LCB2
Exons: 1
Coding region: 1-1668 (555 amino acids)
Biological process (GO): sphingosine biosynthetic process; ceramide biosynthetic process
Cellular component (GO): serine palmitoyltransferase complex
Molecular function (GO): pyridoxal phosphate binding; serine C-palmitoyltransferase activity
Source: RefSeq, a predicted model, not a curated record